This is a messenger RNA of Lingula anatina, 1917 nucleotides long. Its product is annotated as catenin alpha-2. NCBI's taxonomy places the organism in Eukaryota, Metazoa, Brachiopoda, Lingulata, Lingulida, Lingulidae. The record is from RefSeq and is a predicted model, not a curated record. Gene Ontology annotation, cellular component: adherens junction; catenin complex. Gene Ontology annotation, molecular function: cadherin binding; actin filament binding; beta-catenin binding. Gene Ontology annotation, biological process: cell migration; cell-cell adhesion.
AUGCAAACUCCCGAAGGUGGCGACUUUGUCCCUUGGGCCUCUGUCUUGGUUGUAUUGUUAUUACUACUCCCCGGGUCACGACUUGCUGUCGCCGUCCCCGAGCUACCACCACCACCACCACCGCCACUAGAACUGGAAAUUAAAGAGCUGUCCGACUUCUCUCCCUUUUCACCCACUCCCGGAGCGAAGGAGACAGAAACCCUCCUGUUCCCCGACGGUGACUCGGGACCAGAUGAAAUCGAGGAAUCUGAUGUUGAGGAAGAUCAGUAUGAUGAUACAGAGACAGAGACCCGUAGUAAGGCAAGCUACAGCAACUACACCGACCAGGAGUAUGAUAGAAUUGACAGCAUUAUGGGAGAACCUUCAGACCGUGCUCUUAUGAGACAACUGCCUCCUGAGGAACAGCUGAAAAUCCAGCAACAUGUGGAAGACUUCCGCCUGGAGAAGGCAAAGCUGGAUAGAGAAAUUGCCAAGUGGGAUGAUAGUGGAAAUGACAUCAUCAUACUGGCUAAACAGAUGUGUAUGAUCAUGAUGGAGAUGACUGAUUUCACUCGUGGUCGUGGUCCACUGAAGUCCACUAUGGAUGUCAUCAAUGCUGCCAAGAAGAUCUCAGAAGCUGGAACUAAUCUGGACAAACUGGCUAGAACAAUUGCUGACCAGUGUCCAGAUUCCAGGUCCAAGGAAGAUUUAAAAGCUUAUUUGAAGAGCAUAGCUCUUUUUACACAUCAGUUGAACAUCACUGGCAAAGUGAAGUCUGAUGUGAUCACUUUGGACAGUGGGGAAGUACUGUUAUCAGGGCUUGACAGUGCCACCUCUCUGAUCCAAGCAGCCAAGAAUCUUAUGAAUGCUGUGGUCUUGACCGUCAAAGCAUCUUAUGUGGCUUCCACCAAGUAUCAACGAUCUCAGAAGGGUGUCAAUUCCCCUGUUGUCUUAUGGAAGAUGAAGCCUCCAGAGAAGAAAGCACUUGUCCGUCGAGAGGAUCCUGAGGAAAUUACAUCCAAGAUCAGAAAGAGUGCUAAACUGAAGACUAUCCAUGUUGUGAAGGAAUUGAGCGAAUUUACAGAAAUAGACAGUUUUUAAAGAUCAGCUUUUAAAGACAAUAAAGACAUUAUUUUCAAUUUCUAACAUUUCACACACAUAAUAUUGAAAUGUCCUCUUCAAAGUAAUAUUGCUUUUCUAAGUAUAAAGAAGUAGACAUUAUAUAUAAUGAGUAGAUAUUGAAUGAGUUUUAGGGGAAACGGACAUAUUGUUCAUGAAGUAAACUUGGCAUUUAUCAUCAGUCUCGGGAAGACAUUAAAAAAUUGAAUCAUUUAAUUAAAUGUAUAUAUCAUUAAAAGAUUGCUGCUCUUAAUGAUUUAAUAGUAAGGCAGUUGAGAACAGUCAUGUUAGAAUCUACCCAAGAUGAGAGCUUGAAUUCUAUUUAAUAUGUAGUAUCAUAGCUUCAUUCUAUAAUUGAAUCUCAGCACAUUUACCCCUCUUGUACAUAUGAAUAGCCUGCUUGUUCAAGCAUAUUAUUUAUCUUGGGGGUAAUAACUGAAUAUGGAAAGAUUUUUUGUAUGAAAUGAAUUUUACUGGGUUAUGUAUCACACAUAUACACAGAGAGAGAAAAUUGUUCUUUAACAUCUGUGGAUUCUUUUUGGUACUAUUGAAGAGGGUAAUCAGUAUCAUUGCAUCUUAUCUUUAGAAAUAUGUGGCUUAUGAUGAAUAUUUUCUAGAAUGAAAAAUAAGUAGUUUGACAAUAUUGAGGAGAGACAUGGAAAGGACUGGAAACAAAAGAAAUUAUCACAUAUACAAUCUUGAUUUGCAUUACAUAUUGAUAUGCCAACAUUCCAUAAAUUAGCAUUAUCCACACCUUUUAAGUUUUGUAGAAUCUUACAGUAGAGCAAGUGAAGUCAAUAAAGCUGUCUGCUUAUGACA